AUGGUUUUGGGCUCUGGAGUGUACCGUAUUGGAUCGUCAGUUGAAUUUGAUUGGUGUGCCGUUUCCACAGCUAGAGCAUUGAGAGAGUCUGGCCACAAGACCAUUAUGAUUAACUACAACCCAGAAACUGUUUCGACCGACUUUGACGAGGUUGACAGAUUGUACUUUGAAGAAUUAUCGUUGGAGAGAGUGCUUGAUAUUUAUGAGCUUGAAAACGCUCAAGGUGUGGUUGUUAGUGUUGGAGGACAACUCCCUCAAAACAUCGCUUUGCCUUUACAAGAGCAAGGCUGCAACGUAUUGGGUACUAACCCAGCUGACAUUGACAAGGCCGAAGAUCGUCACAAAUUCUCUCAGAUUUUGGACUCUAUUGGCGUUGACCAGCCAAGAUGGAAAGAGCUCACCUCGGUUGAUGAAGCUGAAAAGUUUGCUGAUGAAGUUGGGUAUCCAGUUUUGGUAAGACCUUCCUACGUCUUGAGUGGAGCUGCCAUGUCUGUGAUCAAUAGCAAGGCCGAAUUGGAGACAAAAUUGUCCAAUGCUGCUAAAGUUUCCCAGGACCAUCCUGUGGUGAUCUCAAAAUUCAUCGUUGGUGCUCAAGAAAUUGACAUUGAUGGAGUUGCAAGCGAUGGUAAUGUUUUGGUACAUGCUGUUUCAGAACAUGUGGAAAAUGCUGGUGUUCACUCUGGAGAUGCAACUUUGGUUCUUCCACCUCAGGACCUUUCUCCAGUUGUUCUUGGAAGAUUGAAAGAAAUCGCUGAUAAGGUUGCAAAAGCUUGGAAAAUUAGUGGUCCUUUCAACAUGCAAAUUAUCAAGGACGACCAUAAUGGAACAUUGGGCGAUGAAGAUUGCGAAUUAAAGGUUAUUGAGUGUAAUAUUCGUGCCUCUAGAUCUUUCCCAUUUGUCUCGAAAGUAUUGGGUACCAACUUUAUCGAUAUUGCUGCCAAAGCAUUGAUCAAGGAAAAUGUACCUGAGCCCGUUGAUUUGAUGAGUCGCCUGUACGACAGAGUCGCUACCAAGGUUCCUCAAUUUUCAUUCACCAGGUUGGCUGGUGCUGAUCCUUUCUUAGGAGUGGAAAUGGCUUCUACAGGAGAGGUUGCAUGUUUCGGUAAAGACAAGGUCGAAGCAUACUGGACUUCGAUCCAAUCAACAAUGAACUUUAAGGUUCCACAACCAGGCUCUGGUAUUCUCUUUGGAGGAGAUUUGACCAAUGAUAAGUUGGGUAAGGUUGCCCAAACAGUAUCUGGACUUGGCUACAACUACUACACUGCAUCUCCUGAGGUUGCAAAAUACUUGAACGACUUUGUAUCCGAAAAAGUUGAAGUUAUUGAGUUCCCCAAGACCGACAAGAGAGCACUUCGAGAAAUCUUCCAAGACAAGCAAAUCAGUGCUGUAUUUAAUUUGGCUGGUGCUCGCGCAGAAUCUUUGCUCGAUGAAGACUAUGUCAUGAGAAGAAAUGCAAUUGAUUUUGGUAUUGCAUUAUUUAAUGAGCCCAACACAACACAACUCUUUGCUGAGUGCUUGAGGGCUAAAAUUAGCACCAAGCCUGACUUUGAUGUGAUUCCAGAUGUGGUGGAAAUCCCAUCGGAAGUGCAAAGAUGGAGUGAAUUUAUUGGUGGAAAACCGGUUUAA
Meyerozyma guilliermondii ATCC 6260 is the source of this 1626-nucleotide messenger RNA. RefSeq lists its product as uncharacterized. Gene Ontology annotation, biological process: UTP biosynthetic process; L-citrulline biosynthetic process; 'de novo' pyrimidine nucleobase biosynthetic process. Lineage: Eukaryota; Fungi; Ascomycota; Pichiomycetes; Serinales; Debaryomycetaceae. The coding region runs from base 1 to 1626 and encodes 541 amino acids. Gene Ontology annotation, molecular function: dihydroorotase activity; ATP binding; metal ion binding. The record is from RefSeq and is a predicted model, not a curated record. Gene Ontology annotation, cellular component: cytosol; cytoplasm. The transcript has a single exon.